AAAUAGAAAAAGCAGAGUAAUAAGGAAAGGACUAAGUUAAGAAGAUAGAGACGAAAAUGGAGGAUGUUGUUUGUGAAUGUUACCACGGAGAUUCGGAGGAGAAGAAAAAGAAACAGAACAGUACGCCGACUCCGGUCACCGUCGUUCUUAAGGUUGAUUUUCACUGCGAUGGUUGUAUCGCUCGAAUCGUUCGAUUAUCUCGUCGUUUGGAAGGAGUUGAAACAGUGAGAGCAGAUCCUGUUUCGAACAAGCUGACUCUGAUUGGGUUUAUCAUUGAUCCUGUGAAGGUUGCUGAGAAACUUCAGAAGAAGAGCAAGAAGAAAGUGGAGCUCAUAUCUCCUAAACCAAACAAAGAUACCAAAGAGAAGAAUGAGAAAAAGGCUAAUGAUAAGACUCAGACUGUGGUUGCUGUGACCACUGUGGUACUGAAGCUGCAUUGUUCAUGUGAUGGUUGCAUCAAGAGGAUUUACAAGACUAUCUCUAAGACUAAAGGAGUGUAUCAAGUCAAAAUGGACAGAGAGAAGGAAACGGUAACAGUCAUGGGAGCCAUGGACAUUAAGUCUGUGACUGAGAAUCUGAAACGUAAGCUGAAGAAAACAGUCCAGGUCGUGCCUGAGAAGAAGAAGAAGAAAGAUAAGGACAAUGCAGAGGGAAUCACCAAAGUCGGGUCUCCGGGUCAACCUGGCUAUGGCUGUAACCAUGGGCUUGGGCCUUACAGGUUCAUGGAAGGCCCAAUGACUGGGUUUUUCAGUGAGGAGGAUCAGAGCUUUUGCAGCGUUAUGUGAGUUUCGAGGUGACAAAAACAUUUGG
Molecule: messenger RNA, 810 nt
Organism: Arabidopsis arenosa
Lineage: Eukaryota; Viridiplantae; Streptophyta; Magnoliopsida; Brassicales; Brassicaceae
Source: the annotation of a GenBank genome assembly